GUUUGUUGUUCCUCUCAAAGCUCAAUCCUCUGUUUCUGUUUAGUUGACUUUAAAAUAAUUCCAUCAUUCAUGAUUCGUGAUCAUUCAUUGAUUCAUGAUCCGUGUUGAUGUUGUUGUUGUUGAGACAUAAUUUAAAUGAAAUUUAAAUAGUAAUCAAGUGUAAACAGGAUUUAUGAGUUCUAGUUAUUAUUUGAAUUACAUGCGUUUAACGUUAUGUCUGCGUCGAAUUCUACAGAAAUGCCAAGGAUUAUGUCAUCAGUUGGAAUAAUCAAUGACAUUAACCCUGCAUUACUAUCCAAUGUUCUACUUGUUUUUGUCAAAAGAUUAAGUGAAGAUCAACAUGUUGACCAAAUAUUUCAUGAUGAAGAGAAAUUAAAGUUAAAGGAAGUUCUGUCAUUGCCCGAUGAUUCAAGUCUUGAAAUGGUGUUAUCCACACUACUUUACAUAAUCCGACAAGCUGCAUAUAAUCUAAUGAGACCAGCAAACUUCUUAAAAUAUUUGAAUGAAUUGGGUUUCAGUGAGCAGGUGUCAAGCUUGCUUUCAGAACUGUGGUCUGUUCAUGCCAAGUCCAUCAUUGACACACUGAAAAAAGAACCUUGUUCACUUCUUAAGGUGGAAAGUGUCGAAUCAUCAAUGCACUACGUCCUGUCGUCCCACACAGGAGGGCACACUAAAGUUCCAGUGGCAAUUCUUCACUUGAACGUGAAUGGAAGCGAUGUAACCGGCGACGGUAAACCUUCCAGUUCAUAUUCCUUAAAUAACAAAUGUAAAUCCACAAUUUCCUUGGAGUUUACUCAGCAGGAAUUACUUUCGUUUUAUCAAAUGUUAGAAACAGUUCAAAGUAAUUUGGAUGAGCUUAUGGCGUCGACAACCUGAUUAACCAAUCAUUUA
Messenger RNA from Daphnia pulicaria, 891 nucleotides. RefSeq lists its product as uncharacterized. NCBI's taxonomy places the organism in Eukaryota, Metazoa, Arthropoda, Branchiopoda, Diplostraca, Daphniidae. The transcript has 5 exons. The record is from RefSeq and is a predicted model, not a curated record. The coding region runs from base 214 to 876 and encodes 220 amino acids.